AUGAGUGUGGUAGAACCAGACAUGGAAGAUCUCUUCCAGGAGAAGAAGCGGGUCAGGAAUCCUCUCGUUCCCCUCGGCGCACUUAUGACAGCGGGGGUGCUCACGGCAGGGCUGAUUAGUUUCAGAAGAGGCAAUUCUCAGUUGGGUCAGGUUUUGAUGAGAGCUAGGGUUGUGGUCCAGGGUGCUACUGUCGCUUUAAUGGUCGGAACCGCCUAUUACUAUGGUGACAAUCCGUGGAAGAAAUAA
This is a messenger RNA of Thlaspi arvense, 246 nucleotides long. The record is from the annotation of a GenBank genome assembly. NCBI's taxonomy places the organism in Eukaryota, Viridiplantae, Streptophyta, Magnoliopsida, Brassicales, Brassicaceae.